This is a messenger RNA of Lymnaea stagnalis (great pond snail), 23609 nucleotides long. The record is from the annotation of a GenBank genome assembly. Lineage: Eukaryota; Metazoa; Mollusca; Gastropoda; Lymnaeidae.
AACAUUUCUAAGAAAACUGACGUGGCAAGACCGACAUAUUUUCAUUUCAUCUUAAGGCAUCACAUUGCAGUUUAAAAGUAAGUAUUUUGAUAAUUAAAUAUUACAUGAUCUAUCCCCAAAAAUGUGUUUAUUAUCAAAUAAUCGAAUUUCAAAAAGUUCUUGCUGAGAACCAAUUAUCUAAAUGUCAUUUCUAAUGAAAUAUUGCAAUUGAAUAAAUGAUAGAACCCCGUUGUUUUAAUUUGUCACGAGACUAAGACGUCUAAGAGAGUGUAAAAGUAUGGUUUGUUGUUUAUUAUUUUAAAAAUUGAUAUAAUUAAAAAACAUGAAUGCAUGUGUUUGGUAUUUUAUCUGAUCUAAAAUACUGUAUAAAAUUAUACUGCUGUCAUUCAAACUUUGCUACCAAUCAAUACGACUUUAGGCCUAAUAUUUUUUUUGUUUAAAUCUAAUUUGAAAGCAAAUUAAUCGUGAAUUCCUAAAAGGGAUUUCAUCUUCAAAAUUGUCAAAGAAAUCUAAAUUAAUGUAAUUGGCUGAAGUAGCAACACAAAACAGAAUCUUUUGAGACCUUAAUUUUAAUCCUAAAAUGCUAGUAUGCAAAGAUCAGAGUGACUACGUGUGUCUGUAGUAUGGGACGAUCGAUCAGAAGAUGACCCGUAGCCGGAAAUUUGAUCGAAAGAAAUUUUGUCGACGGUCAAUUGAUCGAACGGAAAUUUGGUCAAAUUUUUUUUUCAGUUAAAUAUUGCUUCAAAUUUCGUUUUGGACGCAUUAUUUUGUUUUACUAUGUAGUAUAUUGCGUUCAAAAAGAAAUUUGACGAACAUUUUAACGUGUGAACUGAAAAAAAAAUGAUUUGACCAAAUUUCUGUUCGAUCAAUUUACCGUCGAUCAUUUUAUCGUCGACUAAAUUUCUUUCGAUCAAAUAUAUACGCAGGACCUAUAUAUAUAUAUAAGAAUGGGCUAGGCUGACCAUUUAGCAGAUAAAAAAGAAUCUGUUAAGUACGUUCGGAUUGUUGAAAAAGAUUCAUAUCAACUAAAAUAGAAAUAAAAAUAUUAAAAUAAAUUUAAAUGAUUAAAAUAUAGAUCUGCUUAUAUCUAUGUAGGCCUAUAUGUUAAGCAUUAUAGAAAACACAUUUUAUAUAAAAAUUAAAGUGAUUUUACAAGUAUUUUAUACAAAUUUGAAAGUUCAGAUCUUAUUUUGUAAUUUAAAUUAAUAAACUGUAAUCUAAUUAUUACUACUUUAUUACUAAUUCACGGAUUACAUUUAUCGGGAAAACCCGAACAUCAGAGGGAGGGGCUGUUAGUGCGCAGUUAAUAUUGCGAAAUAAAUUUAAUGUCAUGCUAAUGUAUUUCAAACAAUAUUAAAAUCAAAUUAAUGAUUGGAGUGACAAAAAAGGAAAAAAAAAUUAGAAUAACUUAUAAGAACUUAGUUUAAACUCGCAAAUCACAAGCCUUUACUUUUGUUGAUUUAAUAACUGUGUGUGACGAAAUUGAUGGUCAGAAGUCAAAAGGCAUUAGGGUUUUCCCCUUUUAAAAAAAUAAUGUUAAUAAAUAUAAUUAAAUGAUUUUAAAAAUUUUUUAUUCCACCCCAUCAAAUUUUAACUUUGCAUUUUUAACAUUUAAUAUCAUCAUUAAUUUUUCAUUCCAUGAAUGUGCUUUUAUCAAAUUUAUACCAAAAUGCUUUUCUCUUUUUAAUGUCAGGAUAACAAACUGCCCCAUCCAUUGGCAUUGCACUCAUUUUUAUAGAGUAACUUGCCCCAAUGCAACCACGAGUCAACUCUUCCUCACAACUUUUUAAUGAUUGGAUAUUAAUUGAUUGAUAUUAAUUUUAUUUUAGAUGAGAUAGCAGAAGAAAGCUAAGAAUUUUUUAUUUUAUUUUUUGUGAACUAGCAUCAUACCAAUUCAAUUUUUAGGUACGUGUUGGCCUCACAACCCCAUGGCUGCAGGGAACUUUGGGUAUUUUAGACUGUUUUUAACUAUCUACUUUGAAUUCGGGGGGGGGGGGGGGAAAAAACCAAAAUAAAAUAUAUAUUAAUAUUAGUAAUGUGGCUUUGAAUUUUUAUGUAAUAUAUUUUUGGGUAAACUUCUUAAAAAGGUAAUGAAUUUUUAAAAAAAAAAUAUAAAGAAAUUCCUACAAAAAAUGGAAUUUUCGUCACAAAAACACACGAUUAAGAUCAUUUUACAUGAUGAACUCAGUGCUUGUAUGAUUUUACACGUUGAAUGAUCUGCUGGCAUCGUUUUAAACGCCGAACGCGCUGCCAGCAACAUUUUACAUGUUGAGUGCACUGCUAGCAUCAUUUUAAGCGUCGAAAGCAGUGCAACCAUAAUUUGAAAAUGUGAACAGUGAACAAAGUGCUGGCCUCAUUUUACAUGCUGCAUGCACUGCUAGCAUGGUUUUUACAUGGUGUACGCAAAUAAAAAAAAAAGACUUGUAAUAAUUUUUCUUUUCUAACUAUUGCAAACUUUCUUAGAGUCAAAGAGAAAAAAAAAAUGUUUUGUAGAAAGAUCUCUACAUUUGUUUGGAUUUUAAUUACUGGCCGUUUUAUGAAUUAUACAUGAACGGCAUGAUUUUUAUUUAGAAGACAUGAGAUGUUUACAAAUGACAUCAUAAAAAUGUCAUUUCCACCAUUUUUUUGUCAACUUCCGCUAUGCCAACAACAAAUGCGACCGAUUCACCACCGAGAAGAAGAAAGCGGGUCAGAAAGGAAAGGGGGGGGGGGGAGGCAUUCGUUUGAAAUUGAAAUGCAGAACCAGGGGCUUUCUUCCACCUGUUGUUUUGGGAAACGUUGGAUCACUGUGCAACAAGAUGGAUGAACAGGAUUGUUGCUGUAACCUUCCCUUUUGUUUCGCGAAAGCUCUUCAAUAUGCCUGAAAGAAACAUGGCUUAACGAAACGGUACUAGAUUCAGCAGUGACACUGGACGAAUUUAACAUUUUCCGUGCUGAUAGAACAACCGACAGCAGCAAAUCCAGCAAUUGGCGAUAUAUGUUAACAAAAACUACUGUAGCAUCAACAACAGUACAGUGAAACAUGUAGUUUGUACACCCGACAUCGACAUAGAACUACUCUGCAUCACUUUAAGGCCAUUUUACCUGCCUGGGGAGUUCAUCCAAAACUGUAUCACCCUCACUUACAUUCCUCCUAAUGCUAAAAAGCUGCAGGCUAUGGAGAGACUUUUGGAUGUAAUCCAUGAAAACUAGGACUCCGAAAGUCUGGCAUUCAGCGUGCUCCCCCUGAAGUCACAGAUCUUAAUGAUAACUGAUAUGAACUUAAGAGAAUUCACUGAAUGGCUGGGAUUUUUUUCUUCUUUUUUUUUCACUAAUGAAUUAUUUUAAUAUGGAUGUCUCGUGUUCAAAUUGUUUUAUUUAUGUGCUGAAAAUUUAUAAUGCAAUCAAAAAGCAUUUCCAUUUGUUUUGUUCAAUAAAAUAAUAUUAUCUUAUUUAUUUAUAAAAAUUUUAUUUUAUCUGAAGGACAUCGUUUAAAAAUAGAGGAUUUUUUUUAAUGAUUAUUUGAUUAUUUCAAAAUAUAAUAACGUUCUUCGGUUAAAUUAAAAAUGCCUCUUCUAUAUACCGCAACACAUCAACAUUGCUCUGUCUAUUGGAUUCUCAUCUAAAGCUUUUUUUUUUCAAAUGUGCGUGCAAAUAGAUAGAUUGUUUAUUGCAAUAUUAAAAAGAGGAAAACCAUUGGGAAUCUAAAAAAAAUAUAGGCUAAGAAUUUUAUUUAAAUACCCACUGUUCAGGAAACUUUGUUACAAAAGUAGAACAUUUAAAGAACACUCAAACUCUUUGGUUGUAAUAAUGGAUGAAGCAUGUGCUCUUUGCAUGCUCCCUUUGAAUUCGUAACUUUUGUUUUUAAAAUAUAUUUCAGUUUUUUUAAAUAAAAUUUUCAUUUUUUUCCCCAGCUUUACGUACAUGGAGUCGAGCACAUUUGUAAUGGUGCUAAUAAUAACUAUUUUUUUUUUAUAAAGAAUGGGGCCAUCGUAAAAACACCAUUUCCAUACUUUAAAAGUCAUGCUUUUAUUAUGAAAUAUAAUUUGAAAAGAUGAAUCAUGUUUGAUGCUUAGCGAGAACUGUAUAAAAUUAUAGACCUUAAAAUUGAAGCAACUGUAGUUUAUCACAGUGUCAUAAAAGCCUUUGAACUUGUGAAUUUUCAAAAAAAAAAAAAAAAUUUUAAAUACCGAUAAAUGUGAAGAACAGGGAGUAAUACUUCGGAUCACAAUUGGACGCGGCAAAAAUUCGAAAUAUUUCAAUAUUAUAAUCGAGUAAUCUAAGAUUCUAGCAAGAUUAGUCUUAAAUAUACGAAAUAUCAAAUGUAUCGAGCGUAGCAAUAUUUCCUAGAUUCCACUAAUUGUAAAUGGUUAAUGACAACACUUUAUACUACUUUUAGAAUUGUUUAAAAAAUUACAAUUUGGUAGUUUUUUUAAAUAAAAUAUAUUUAAGAUUUAUUGUUGUAUAUAUUUUUGCUUCGUGGGGGCACCCCCCCCCCACUCCCAAAUUUUGGUUAUCCGAACACUGACAUCAUUUUGUUUUUCGUAAUUAGCGUUGGAUUAAGCAUUUGUGUGCAAACAACGUACACUUAUUUUUUUCACCUGUUUCAUAAUCCACGUAUAAUAAAUAUUGUACAUGCAGUUACGAGUGUUAUGACACGCUGAUUGGCGUCGUCACAAGUAGCAACUAAUCUUUGAUGAGUAAGUGUACGUCCCAAGGAUAUUAUGAUCGGUUUCUUUUUUUUUUUUUUUUUUUUUUGCAAAAGCGCAAUUUUUUCGAAUUUAAUUUUUUGCACUUUUUUUUUUUUUUUUUCAAACAACCUUUUUUUUAAAGGAAAAAAAAAAUAAAAAAGGGUUUAAAAAAUUACAAUUUGGUAGUUUUUUUAAAUAAAAUAUAUUUAAGAUUUAUUGUUGUAUAUAUUUUUGCUUCGUGGGGGCACCCCCCCCCAACUCCCAAAUUUUGGUUAUCCGAACACUGACAUCAUUUUGUUUUUCGUAAUUAGCGUUGGAUUAAGCAUUUGUGUGCAAACAACGUAAACUUUUUUUUUUUUUUUUUUUUUUUUUUUUUGCAAAGACGCAAUUAUCUCGAAUUUAAUUCUUAGCACAUGUCUUCUAUUUUUUUCAAACAACCUUUAUUUCAAAGGAAAAAACAACUAAAACAGGGUCUUCAACGGAUGUGACACCAAUGAGGUGGCCCAUUCACAUCGUCCUUCAUGGUCCAUAAACUGUCAAAUAAAGAUAUUUUUUAACUAGCCAUUUAGACCUGGGUGUGGGGGGGGGUGCCUCAUCAUAUAUCUUUAGGGGCCACGAAAACUACGAAAAAAUACAUUGAUGUACUUAAAGAGAGCAAUUCUUUUUAUGUUAACUAACAGGGAAGGUGACCAACGCAGCUUAACAAGUUUACAGUGGGUUUUAAGCUAGAGUGUAAAGAUAACUUGAAAUCAAAGCAUUAGUUAGAAACAUCAACUAAUCUAUAUUUAUUUAAUUUCUUUUUCAGAAACAAGCAUUUCACGAGAUGUCUUACCAGAUAUUGUCAAUACUCGGUCAAGGAAGUUUCGGUUAUGUGUACCAUCUAAAGUUGCCUAAUAGCAAAGAGGUAUCUAAAUAUGUCUGGGUUUUUAUAAUCUUUCAUAUUAACUCCUUUUUUUCUGGUAAAUGGCAAAGUCCCCCAGCCAGCUUUAUUUGGCACAUAGUCUCGUUGCCAAUGACAACAAUUUUUUUCAAAUUUUUAGCCCUGCCAUCAACUCCCAAAAUACAGGUUUUAAUUUCAAGGUGAAGCUAUUGACCCACUUCUCGUAACUCUAUCGAGUUGAAAUUCGGCACACAGACCCGUUGACAACGACAACAUAUUUCAUCAAUUACGUUUCUCAUCCCCAACUCCCAAAAUCAGGUUUUAAUGUUUUCCUAGUACAUUUAAUGAUUUGUUCAAUGGUUGCGUAUUUCGGAGUCGAGAUUAAUUGUUUACCUGUUGCUAUGUGCUUUGUAUUUGUGAGAGUCUUGGACUGCGAUAAAACUUUAAAAUUGAUUAAUGAGACACAAACAAUGUGUGUAAAUAAAACAAUAUAUAUUCAUCUUUAAUGAUUAUUUUUACGAAAUACAAAUUCAGACUUUUCAGCAAAUGCCUUUAUCGGUACAUAAAACGCAAUAUUUAUAUAAGUGUUAAUUACAUUUAUAUAAUUAUUAUCGGUGAUCUGCUUGCUUUUCAUAUUCAAUCGGCUGGGUGUGUUUGUUCUGGUCACAAUCACACUAAAUGUAAAAUCCGCAUCCUUUUGUGGUCGUUUUUUAUUGAAGUGUUUAGAGAUACGACACUGUUUAUCUUGUGCAAUAUUACUAAGGUUCUUAGUACAUCUGUCAGAGAGUCGGCGUCCUGUUUCCCUGUGUACGACAUCUGGCUCCGGUUGCAAACAAUGACUUAGACAACAUUACGGCUAAUUCAAAUAAAACCGUCCCUUAUCUGAAUAUGCCCUACAGGAAAAGAAUGUGUUAUGACCACAAACAUUCCCAGCCCAUUAAAUCCUUCGCUCUACCCCUCCGCAUCAGCACCAACCAGAGUGGACUUUCUUCUCAUCUUUUCUUUACCUUUUUGCAUGCAUUUAAUCUCACCUACAAGUCUUUAGCUGCCUUCUCGGAUACUUCUUUUCAGCUAAGUGCCAAAAAUAUUUUUUUAUUUAAUUCUGUUUUAAUGUUGUUUGUUCGAUAAUGAAAGCUUCCUGCCUACACUUUCGUUGUAUUUCUGCGGUCAUUUUUUCAUGUUUCCCCAUACUUGUUUCAUUCAUUUUCUUUUUAGAUGUUGUGCAGUUUUGAGAACUUUUGUACAACUUAUGAUCCGAACAGAUCGGCAUGUAUGCAUUAUGGCACCAUGGAAAUAUUGUUCCCCUAAUCUCUUCAGCCACGAAUUUUUGGUUUUGGCCUCCAUGUGGUUUGCUUUGGAGUUUGCUGAGUUUCGCGCCUGACUUCUAUUUUAGUCACACUAUACAUAAAAAAGAUACAUUAUUUAUAAACUUCAUAAUUUUUAUGACUAGGGAAAGCGAUGUGAGAUUUGACGUAAAAACAUGUCUUCUUAUUGUGUAUUUAACUUUUUCCAAGAAAUGCUUUCCAUCGAAGUUCUUGUUCCAUUAGAUAUUCUUUUCUCUACAGAAACUCAACAGUUAGAAUGUCAGGCUCUUCAGUGCGUGUCAUCAUACAACGCAACUCACGUUCCUGCUAGUAUGAUUGCAUCCAAAAAAUGCGCGCUCUGUUAUGAUUUUGCGUUUUUUUUUUUAUUUAAAUAUUUCAAAUUUUUUAACAGUUACUAAAAAAGAGAACAAAAUAUUUUUUGCAGAUUCAAAUUAUUAUUUUUCUCAAAUGUUGUUCUCAGUUUUGACAAUUUUUACAUUCUUUAAAACUGAACAGGGUCAUUUAAAUAAAAUAAAAAAUUAAUGAAUCGUCUUGCCAUUUAUUAGUUUGUUAGUGUAGUCAUAUUUACUUUAAGUUAUAGGAUAAGCAGGAAAAAAAUAUAUUAUGAAAUCCAAUUUCAUUAAAUUACAUUUGUUUGCUAUGAACAUACACACAUACCUUGUUUAUUUCCAGUAUGCUCUAAAGGUCACAGACAUUACACAUGUACCUGCGAUAAUUGCAAUAACAGAACCUGAAACAAUGCUGCAGCUUCAACAUCCUCAUAUCAUACAGUUAUGUUAUGUCAACUGUGAUCAAAUUGGGCAGCGACGAUGUUUGUAUAUGUUAAUGGAGUACUGUGAACGUGGGACGUUGACCAAAGCCAUUGCCAAUGGCGUCUCAGAGGACCAAGCCAUCACGUGGUUUAUACAAAUGGCGGAUGCGUUGACGGUAAAUCCCUUUCUUAUAUUUCAGGUUCUUUUCAUGUCUCAGUAAUAUUUGGUUUACACAAAAAAAAGAUCCUUUAUCUUUUAUAACUCCAUAACUCAUUAAAAAUUACAAUGAAAAAUAUUGCCUUUUUCUUCAACUCAUUUCAAUUAAUAGUUUUUUUUUCCACACAUGCUAAGACGUUUCCGAAAAUGAAAGGAAUAGUUUUAAUUAUAUUUCAUAUUUUUCUUUACUUCAGGUAGUUUAUUUUUAAUAAUUGGACUCGGUAGCAUUAGCAGUCCAUUGCUAUUUUUGCGAGCGAAAUUGAUGGUCUUCCAGGGUGAAACAGGCCGAGGCUCUAUUUAGAGAAACAUUAACAUCUCUGGAAUCAAGGAUGUCAUUGGUAGCAAAUCUUAAAAAACCGGAGACUAAGUAGAAUUUGUAUUUUUUCUAGAAAGUUUGUACGGUCGUUUUGCAAUUUCACUAUACCACCAAGCUGUACUCUAUAACUGCUCGAACAACUGUGAAAGCUAUAGUACAGUCUUUUCGCUUGACUGGUCUUUGGCUGGAAUUUAAUUCCAGUCCACCAACUUGAGGUUUACUCAGUUUAGACCAUUCAGCCACCCAUGUAAUGCUAUUUUAAAGACAGAAGUAUUAAAAGACACACCGGCAGAACACAUGGAAAUAGAGAUGGCUUUUGAUAUUUCUGAGUCUGAUCGUAAGAAGCAAAGACGAACUAUAAUGACCGGUCGUGGUAAUGCAGCUAUGAUUUUUUUUUUUUAUUUGCUUGAAAAUGAAUGGCCCUGUCUUUGCAAAUUUAACGUGGCGGUACACCUUGUAGAGCCUUGCAAAUGGAAAGGCAAAUGAAACUAUCCAAAUAAUGAAACAAAAAUGAAACAAUAUAUUCUGACAAAUAUAUGAAGAAAUUGAUUUUUCCCACUUUGUAACUUUUCGAAUAAUUAAUGCAUGAUUCUAUAAGAGAUCAAAAUAAUAAAUAUGUUUGCUUGAAAGAAAAGUCACAUCUAUAUAAUUAAAUUUAAUCUAGUUUUGAUGUUUGACGGUUUCCACGAAGUAUCCGAGUUAAGUUUUGACAUACAGGACUUGAACAAAACCUGUACAUGGUGAUUGCGGAAAUCAAAAUACGGGUACAUUUUAUUGAAAAAAGAAACAGAACGUUGGGGCCUGCUUGAUGCUUUUCUCGAUACUGGCUCACAAAACAUAAAAACGAAUGAUAUUAAAUCAAGAAACGAUUGGGCGCCUGUAAAGAUAAUGAUGCAUGCGUGUCAUUAAUUAUCAAAUUUAACAUCAGUUGUGUUGAUAUUUUUUUUCAAUAUACAAAUAGUUAAUAAUUUAGUAAUGUGAGUGUGGUCAACGAAUUCGUUUGUUAUGCACUGCGAGCGCCCAUGCUUCACGAUGCGUAUAGCUGUAUUUAUUGGAUUAGGCUCAUUUACAGAUACUCCUCAAACAUUAGGUAUAGAUGUAUGUUAUACAAUAAUGUUAAUCCUCUGUCAUUGCUGUUUCAGUAUCUUCACAGCAAAAAAGUGAUGCAUCGUGAUAUCAAGCCAGACAACAUUCUUCUUAACAGCAACAACGACAUAAAAGUUGGAGAUCUUGGCACUGCCAGGUAUACUUACCAGUUACCAAGUAGCAAGAAUGUGGGCUUAAUGUCCAAUUCUGAACAGUUUUCAUAUUCGACCUCUGAACCCUCCACCAUUUUCUCGCUUUUCAUUUAUUAGGCUCAGAAAAAUGUAUUAUUUUUGUUAAACUUAUAUAUUAAAAGGUUUAUGUGAAUUUUAAAAAGCCAUAUCGUUUUAGUCUGCAUAACGUGUAUUCAUUUGUAUAUACAAGUUAUGUUGUACUUCAAAAGCGUUAUAUGUCCUAAUUCUUAUUUAUUGCAUAACUUUUGUAAUAUAAUUGAGCACUUAGCAAAAUCUCUUAAAGAAAUUGACUACGUUGAUGGUGCCAAGACUAAGGGUAUCGGGCCCAUGAUUUUGGAGGAAAAAAGGUUCUUUGUGUUUUAUUUGCGUUUUAUUUUAUUAUUUUUGUAAAGAAUACAGGAGUUCACCGCCCAGGGUGGAGCGACCGCUGUUGGAACGUACUGCUACAUGAGUCCACAGAUUUUGCAGGGACAACCCUACAAAGAUAAGGUAGUCUCAUCUAUUCAAUCAUUAUUUAUAUAGCUCUCGUUUUACGAUUUCACACUUGGGAGCUUGUUUUGGAUAUAUAUAUAUAUAUAUAUAUAUAUAUAUAUAUAUAUUCUUGUUAUUGUAUGCGUUAGUGAGAUAGAAACUGGACAGAUUUGGAACGGUGAGUUAAUAAUGUGGAUUUUUGGUCGAGUGAGUAUUGCAUAUAGUAGACCUCUCUGGAGAAAAUAUCCUUAUAAGGUAGUCUCAUCUAUUCAAUCAUUAUUUAUAUAUCUCUCGUUUUACGAUUUCACACUUGGGAUCUUGUUUUGGAUAUAUAUAUAUAUAUAUAUAUAUAUAUAUAUAUAUAUUCUUGUUAUUGUAUGCGUUAGUGAGAUAGGAACUGGACAGAUUUGGAACGGUGAGUUAAUAAUGUGGAUUUUGGGUCGAUUGAGUAUUGCAUAUAGUAGACCUCUCUGGAGAAAAUAUCCUUUCAUUCCCUGCCUCAUGUGUUCAGUUAUAAUUUUCAAUAACGUCUUAAUUAUUUUAUAACAUUUGUGGUAUAUUCCAGAUUCAGAUAAAUUCAGGCUGGCCUACUACUCUGUUGCGUACUUCAUAGGAAGUGUAGUUACAUAAGGGGCGUGCAUUAAUUCCAAAAUAGGGGUGAGGGGGUUUGGAAAUGUUUGACAGUUGUUGACAAGGGGGAGGGAGGGGGUUUUAGAUUCUCUGACGUCAACAAUCUUGUUUUCUCUAUUAACAUUUUAAUCUUAAAAUUUGACUGGUUAUUAUAUUAUUUAAACAAAUAUAUAAGUGUUAAUAAGUGUAACUAGUCAUUUAAUUUUUGGGCUUUUAACAACAUAAAAUUUAUUUAAUCUGUGUCUGUGCACUGCAGAUGGCUGGUCAGAAUGUUAGCACACUGUAUUAGUGCCUGAGAAGUCAAAAGUUGGCCUCUCUUCACCGGUAGAUUCUGUUGCAGGUAUAGAACAAGGACAAGGUUUAAGUGUCAUGUGCAGUCAAGAUAAAUAAUAUUGAUAAGAGUAGGAAUACGAUAUUUUGAGAAUUAGGUGAAUGUAAAAUGGGCAACAAUAAUAACACCGCUGCUUGAACGAAUUUGCAAAAUCUGUAACAUCCGAUCUAUUUUGCAUCACAAGUUAUGUUGAAAAAGCAUGUUCAACGGAACCGACAAUGCCCUUUUGAGCAUAAGAAAUUAUCACCUGCUCCUCAACAAAAAAGGAUUCGACCAAUCAUGGGCGCCCGCAGGUAGGGGCAAGGGGGGCAUGUGCCCCCCUGGAUUGAUUUGAUAAAAAUUUUUUAGACAAAAAAUGUAUUAAAGCAGAGAAAAUAAAGAGAAAGUAACUAAGUUGAUGUCCUGUUCGUUCGUUCACCAUACAAAUACGCUACAGUAAAUUAAAACUAUAUUAAAACAUAACAAACAAAAUUUUGCCCCCCCCCCUCUGGAUUGAAUUGAUAAAAAUUUUUUAGACAAAAAAUGUAUUAAAGCAGAGAAAAUAAAGAGAAAGUAACUAAGUUGAUGUCCUGUUCGUUCAUUCACCAUACAAAUACGCUACAGUAAAUUAAAACUAUAUUAAAACAUAACUAACAAAAUUUUGCCCCCCCCCCCUGAAAGUUAAUCUAUUUUUGCCCCCCUCCCCCAGAAAGUUUUCUGCGGGCGCCCAUGCGACCAAUGCAAGAAGCUGCAAUGCUCACACUUACAAUGCUUCUGUGUUAAGUGCUGAAUGGUAAGAUGAGGAUGAUGUUGACUUCUCUGAUAUAUCAGUGCCAUAAAAUGAAAAUGAUCCAUCAGUUUGUAUAGACAAUGCCCUUCAGGGGCAUCAUUUCCUGUUUUUCUCAGGGGUAGGAGGGGAAAAAAAACAAAACUGGUCUGUUUGUUAAGUUGUGUAUUACUGGAGGCGCCACAGUACAUAGCAAUUUAAAUAAAAAAUGCAAAUUGGGGGGAGGGUGGGGUGAAAUGCCCCCUGCCCUACCCAAAUGAUGUCCCUGAUGCCCAUUUUUACGAUAGAGAAAACCUGGCUACUCCUUGGAAAGAUAAUAGCAGGUAGAAACUAUACUAUUAUUGCUAGCUUUACUGACAAUAAUCGUAUUUAUACCACAAACAAUGAUAUUUAGUCUUUAACAACCUUUCAAUUGAUUCUGCAAUAUAAAAUUUAAGUGUAAAUCUUUUUAACUUGUUGAUUAACAAGCUAAUCAAAGCUAAUCAUGAAAUGAAAUGUUUUCCUACAAUUUUGUGUCAUUUAAAUAGAUAAUCACAAAGUAAAAUGUAUUUGUAAAUUCAUUUUUAAUAUAAAUCCUUUUUUGGUGGGAGGAAAAAGGGGGGGGGGGGGAGAACUUUUUCAAAACAACAGUACAUUAUUAACGUACAAUCAAUACGUGCUUAACAUUUGUUGACGUAAUUAAUGGACUAAUAUAAUAAAUUGCUGGUUUUUCAAGUUAAUAAUAGUCUUAAAUUUAAUCUUUUUAAAAUGGCUGCUUCUCCUUGGUCCUAUUUCUUGAAUUCGAGUCCCUCACUUUGUAUUUUUGUAACCCUUACUACGGUACAUUUUAACUGAAGGUUAGUUCGCCAAAAAAAAGGCCCUAUUAUACACUUAUUUUUUAAUGCAGUGCUGAAGUACUUGUUUGUCACGACGCAGCAGGGAGUCGCCUACAGUGUGAGGCUGUGUCUCGUGAGAAUCAGCCAUUCCAACAUCCGUGCAUUCUUUACACUUUGAAUGCACCUGGUCGGACAACAUAACGAUCUAGAUUACGAUGCAUCGUCUCUGUUUCCAAGUGACGGAUUAAACCCUUUAAUGUGCAAAUUCAUUAAAUUGUAAAGAUUACUUGGUUCUUCGAUUUUUUUUUUUUUAUAUUUAAAAAGAUUUUUCCUUGGUUUGUGUUGUUUAUUUGGAUUUCACAUUAUCUUCCAUUCAAAUGUAACACCAGUUUACAUGUCUUUUCUAGUAGUGCAGCGCGUGAUUGCCUCUGAAUAUAAAAUGUUGGUGGAAAUAAUUAGAUAUUGUUUAACAAACGUUUAAAAAGUAUCGAAUCUUAUCCAUAAAAAAUUGGUUUAUAUUAUGCAGUCCAUCUUAAAAAUGAUAAAAUACAAGUUUUUAUAUCUUUGUAUUUGAAUGUUAAAUUAAGUCUUUGAAGAAAUUAUUGUGGCUUUGAAUGCCCUUGAUUUUGAUGCUGCAACGCUUGUUUGGACAUACAAGAGCGUUUAAGAGUGGUUUUAAUAAUUUAUUGACUAAUGUUUUUGUCAAUGUUUAAUGGCCUGUGUUAAGUUUAAGAGAUGGGUCUGUGAUUUUUUAGAUGUGCUCUAUCCGUAGCUUUUCCUUGUAUGCUUUUUAUGUAUUUAGUAGAGACCGACAGAAUUUCGGAUUCGGCUUUGGUUUCGGCGCCGAAAGUUGUCAUUUUGUCCCUUUCGUCCUAGUUUCGGUUUCGGUCGAAAGUGAAAAAUGCCUUCGAUCUUCUACCAAUGUCAGUUUGUCACUCUGACGGCUGGCAAUCCGAUAUUAAUUAUUGUGCGACACAUUGCUAUCAUCGGUCAUAUAUAACAAAUAAUUUGCGAAAACUGUUCACCUGUUUCGUAAAUAAUUAUGUAUUGAGGCUGUAUUAUCAAACUAAACCAACAUUCGCUAAACGUUUGUUCAAUCUAGGACAAAUCUAAAAUUAGCCGACAAAUUAAAUGAUAAUUGCCGACAAACAAUUUCAGGUUGACAAAUAAGAAGACGAGUUUCAACCCCUCAAAAAAUGUAUGGAUUCUCAGAAGAAAAGAUUUGCUUCAAGUCUUGUGUGUUGACAUUUUAAUGGGCGAUACCAUUAAACAAUACACAGCCUAACCUCUAGGUUGAUACCCUUUGUAUGUUUAGAUAGCGUUGUAAUUCUAUUUUAAGAGAAGGGUUUAUUUUGCAUGAAUUUUGCCCUUUCCCCAGUUAAAUUUUCAAAUUACAAUACUAAUUUAAAUUUUAUUGUUUAUCAGCUUAAAUUUUUUUUUAAUGCAAGUACAUUUCAUUGAUAAAUUGUAUGAGAGUCAUUUAAGAAGAAUGAAAAUUGCCACAAAAGUUGUUCCAUCAUUUUUCGCGGUCAGAAGAACAUGUGCGAAAACGAGUUUUGAAAUAUUCAAAAUUUUCGGCUUUGGCCGAAGCUGAAAAGUUAAGUUUCGGUUUACUUUCGGUUUCGGUCGAAAUGCAUUUUUAACUUUCGGCCUGGUUUCGGUUUCGGUCGAAAUCAGAGAAUCACUUUCGGUCGGUCUCUAGCAUGGAGCAUUCCUUUAAUGUGUAGUAUUUCCUUGCUGAUGCAAAGCUUCUUCUAGAUAGGCGUAUAAAAUUUUGUAAAAGUGUUGCUAAAAGAAUGUGUAAAACUAUGAUGUAUGGCCAUCUGGUCCUGAAGAUUUUUUUUUUAUUUGAUGUCUUUUAAUGUUUUCUAAUGUCUUGUCUUUUUUUAUGGGUUAGGUUUUCUUAUAGCCUUUUGUGAACAGUGGCCACUUAACAUUCUCAGUGGGCACUUAACAUUCUAUGUAAGCGUGUAUUUGCUCACUUAUUUGUAAUGUUAAAUAUGAAAGUUCUUCCUUUCGAUUUCAUCCAUCUCUCUUGUGGUUAUGUGAUUCAUUUUCUGUGUUUAUGUUUGUCUCAUGUAAAAAUUCAAAUCUAAUUUAUGUUUUCCAAUUGAAUUAAUGAGUGUUGUUCUUUGUUUCGGCUACAUCUAAUCUUAGUUGAUAAAAUUGUGAGUUGUUUCGUUCUCAUAAUUGCUUUGAUAGUCGUGUUUUGAUUACGGUAAAAGGAAUUUAGUCUAGGUCUCCUCGCUUAGCAACGUGUUGUACAUGAUUGUUCUUUGGUUUUCCUUCUUUUGGACAACAUGAGCUUAUAAAAAAAAGGACCCACGGUUGCUCAAUAUUUGUUUUAUAGGAAAUGGUUGAUACCCUGAGAAUAAGUGUCAUUAUAUUAGCGGUCGUCCAUUUAUUAUGUCAAGAAAAUAAGGGGAUGGGGUCGGGAAAUGUUUGACAACUGUUGACAAGAGGGAGGGGGGGGGUAGAGUAGUUGACGUCCCCAAACAUGUUUUCUCGAUUAAAAAGUUUGUCUUAAAAAUUGAUUGGUUAUAACAUUAUUUUAACAAAUUUAAUGAGUGUAAAUUAAAAUAGUUGUAUAGUUUUUAGUUUUAUAAAACUUUAACUUGUUUAUUAACAAGCUAAAGAUACAAUAAAAAAAGUAUUCCUACAAUUUUGUGUUAUUAAAAUAGAUCAGCACAAAGUAAAAUGUAUUUAUAUAUUUUAUGUAUAUUAUAAUUCAUUUAUGGAAAAAGGUGGGGGGGGGGGUAUAGAAAUGUUGACAUAAUUACUUAAGGGGGCCAUUCAAAGUUUGACAGUUGUUGACAGGGGGUGGGUGAAAAAUUGAUUUAAAAUGUUGAAGUAAUUAAGGGACACUCAUUUAUGGAAAAAGGUGGGGGGGGGUAUAGAAAUGUUGACAUAAUUACUUAAGGGGGCCAUUCAAAGUUUGACAGUUGUUGACAGGGGGUGGGUUAAAAAUUGAUUUAAAAUGUUGAAGUAAUUAAUGGACACCACCUUAGACUGUAUCGUGAGAAAAUGUGUUUAUUUAUGUUAUUGCAUAUAUUUUAAUUCAUUAAAAAAUAUCCCUGAGGUACUUAACUGAACUAACAAAGCCACGAAAUCUAUAUUGUACUUGAACUAUCGUGAACUGACCAGCGAGAACUAAUUCUCGUCCAGUGGUCAUACACCUUAUAUACACCUGUAAAGCUCACAAAACCUAAUAACGCACAAACUAUAAACCUUUAGAUACAACACAGUGAUUCUCAUCCCUGUCAUGCCCGUACAUGUAAAUUUAUAUAAAAUGUAUGAAGUAUGUUUAAGAACAAUAUACUAUCGCUUAGAUUCUUGAGUGUUUUGUCACCUUUUUAAUUACAUGUAAAUUAAUCCCUUUCCAUUUCUCCUCAUGUCUUCUUAUGUUCAAUGUGAAUUUAUCUUCUUAAUUUUCAAUGUUAAAUUCCUCUAACUCUAACCUUUGCCCACCCUAAAUGCAAAUAUUUAGUGAAUGAAAAGGCCCUAAUCGGAUGUACGCUUUUCUUUAAUCUAUUGUUUGUCAAUUUUAUUAAAGAAAACUGUUUAAUUUGGAUUUCUGUUAAUUUGAUCCAAUUUUUUCCUUUUUUUCCAGACAGAUGUUUGGAGUUUAGGGUGUGUCUUCCAUCAGGUUUUGAGCAAAAAUCCCCCGUUCAAAUUUUUUUUUUGGAUGGGCAAACAAACGGUCAAUGUGAGCUGCUGUUGUUAAAACGCAUUAAGCGUUUUUUACCUAUUCAUAUGUAAUCCGAUGUAUCAUCAUUAGUGUUUUACUCAGCUAUAAUAAAAUGAGCAAUAUAUUGUUUUAAUUGUAAAAUUGUUGAGUCCGUGGGUGGGGGUAAAAUGUACAUUACUGAGGCAAAGCUUUUUUCUUUCACUAGUUUCAGAUACCGCCUAUGCCAUCAUCAUACAGUCAGGGGCUUAGAAAUUUGAUUUUGACCGUUCUGGACAUGGAGGAGUCGACGAGACCAUCAGCCGAGAAGAUUUUGGGCGACUUAGUCGUAAGUUAAAAUAUUUAAUAUAAUUUGAUUUCCGACAAAUAGCGAUUGCAAUGGCAGUCAGACAAGGUACUUCUGGUUGAAACUAAAUUACUUUUAGUAGUUGAAGUAAUUAUAGUGUAAUCAGCUUGGUUCACUUUCCUACACAGGAAUGACACAUUAAGUUAAAGUUAAUUUAAAGCGAAGAAGCUUCAUAGCUAAUAGAGUUAAUCUUUAAAAGGGGGAAAAGAGACAAGAAAAAAAAAAAAAAAAAAAAAAAAAAAAUUAGAUUAACUGCGCUUUUGUUUGUGUCUGACAUAAUGACUGGCUGUGUGGAAAAAUUUUAGGACGGCUAAUUGGCUCACUUCCCACCAGGCUAGCUACCAUGUUUGGCACACAAACUCGUUGCCAAUGACAACACAUUCUCUCAAAUGUUCAGCCCCAACCCCCCCAAAAAUCCGUUUUCCCUGUUUUUCAAGGAGAAGAUAAAAUGAAUUUCUUGAUAACUAAGUGAUAUUCUUAAAAUAAAAUGGCAAGGUCAUUUGAUGGGAAAUAUUUUCUUUUGUUUUUUUCUAAAAUAGUUGUUGCAAUAAAUCCACGGUGUAUAAGCGGGUCGGUCUUUAGAACAUAAUUGGGGGGGGGGGGGCGCACUAAUUUUGAUUUUUUUAAAAAUGCGUUACUUGUAUGCAUGAUUUGUCCGAUUUUCAGCCCCCUCCUCCCUUCCAUUGCUUGAUUUUUACAUCUUAUUAAGGAUUUAUCGAAAUACUUUCUAUGAAUACCUUAGGGUUAUUUAAUUACAUUUGUUUCAUAUUAUUUUAAAAAAAACUCUUAAACUUUGCUGGUCAAAACUCACAAAUGCCCAAAAACUAAUAGUGUAGGCGUAGUGGUUAAAAAAAAAAGAAAAACAGUACCAAAGGUGACUUAUUUUGGAUAUCUGAUUUAGGCGCCUUUUCCUUUUAAUAAAGUAUACAUGCAGGCACAUAUUUAGAAUGAAAAGUGCAUAUUUUGCCUCACUCUGAAGGUGACGUCGAAUUCUGUAAGUUAAAGCGUUAACCAAUAUUUUUACUGUACAAACGGACUAUGGGAAAAGUCAAUUACGCUCGAGCACUUCAAAUCACUAGAGUGAGGUCAGACCUGGAAUAUCGUUGAGUAAUGUGACAAAUGAAAAAUUAUAGUUAAAAAACACUAGAAAUGGGGACUUGUGGUGGAUAGCAUUAUUUGUUUCUAGAUAUUGGGGAGGGGGAUCACAAUGGGCUCGGAAUCCGAAUGGAGUCAAGAUCUUGAUGGGAUAUGGAAUCCCAUUUGGAAACGGGAUCCCAAUCGAGAUUGGUAUCCCAAUGGGGUAGGUAUCACAAUGGGAAUUAGAUCCCAAUGGGAUCGGAAUACCGACGGGAUCAGGAUCCCACCAGAACAUUAGAAUGGCAGGCUAUCCAGUUGAGGGCAUAACUGAAAAGUGAUGGGCCCCAAAUUCAGUGUUUACAAGAGCUAUUUUAAAUGUGGUCUUAUAUAGGAGACAGUUGUAAUAGUUAGUUGCUUUAGUGAAAUGUUUCUGACAGCGUGUUCGCUUAUAAUGCUUUAUACGAUUUUACCAAAUACAAACCCAAGCAAAAUCGGAUAUAUUGGUUAAUUAAGGUAUUGAAAUUAAUUGCAACGAAAACCUUUAUUUUAUACAUUCUUGAAAGCGCAUGGUUCAGAAUAAAAUCUUAUUAAAUAGGCAUAAACCAAAAUAAUAACAACAACAACUAUCAACGAACGGCAUUGACAGGCAUUUGACUGAGUGCAACCCCAAACCAUUUGGAAAUAUUAUUUUAAGGACUUUCUGAAUUGAAUUAUUUAAACAAAAUAUAGCCCACGUUUAAUUUGGCUGUGAUUCAUUGUUUCGUUCUUAUGACUUCACCUAAAUCUGUAAAAACAUUCAUAUUUACGCUGUCCUUUAGAUUUUAGCUAAGUAUUCCAUGAAUUUUUCUCCCGAUGAAUAUAACUCAAAACGAUGUUUUGGCUCGAUCCUUGUCCCUGCAAUAGAGUAUUACAACACAACCAGACCAUAGCUUUUAGCUUUUUAAAAUCUCUGAAAUGUAAGUUAAUUCCGAAUUUGUAUUAUCUACACGGCAUUUGCAUUAUUUUUAUACCAGAUUUUUUGACAUUUUUAACUUUACAUAACAUCUUUUUUUUCUCAUAGCGCCUGCAAAAUAGACCAUAUAACCGUCAACAAUAUGUUCGUCUUCCGAUGGAGGUUGUUGACCAUGAAUCUCUGCUCAAUUGUCUUAAGAACCAGAUAAUAUUACGAUCAUUGAUUCAAAUAGUAUCAGCACUAGCGGCUCACCCUGGUGGUUACUAGGUUCGGGAGCUGUCUCUGGCUUGACUGCUGUAAUAGCUGGUAGCUGUACACCAUCAAAUAAGUCCAAAAUAACCAGUAACAGUGUAUAAUUUUAAAUUUUUUAAUUUUUAAUUUUAAACUAAGAAUAACUUACCAUUACACAUUCUAUCUUUAAAAAAUGUGUUAUUUUCCUUGCAAUUUUCUUUUUAAUGACACAAUUGCUGGUUACGAAUCUCAUACAUAAUUUUAUUAUCGUGAUAAAAUUGCAAAAUCAAAGUAAAAAGUUGAUGUUUUUUUCAUGUGCGAUUGCAACAAAAGAGUUAUAGUGGUUUCCUGUGUUGGUGUUCCCAGAUGCGGUAAACUCAUAUUAUCAAGCCUCCUCCCCUGGGAUCAGUUUUCCUGGGGUCAGUUUAUCAGAUGGCAUAAAAGGUCCCAUAAUGAGGUGACCCCUUUAAUUAAACAGGUCAAAUGUUAAAAAUUUUGAUGACUUUCAGAGCAAGUAUUGUUAUCAGUAAAUAAGACCCAAUAUAAGGUUUCAAAGAUGAAGUUAACAAAAAAAAAGUAUACUGAUGAAAACUGACACUUUGAAAAAUAUCACUGCCAGAUUAGACGCGAAGGAAGAAAAAAAGAAACAACAGAUAAGCUUCCAAAUGAGGAAAUAAAUCUCUCAGGUUCUAUAGCCGUUUUUCGCGUAAACGUUUAGCCUAAUAAUGCACCGCAGUGUCAAGCCUCUGGAUUCACGCCUUUUAAAACACAAAACUUGUAUACACAUUUUAUCCUACUUUUAAAUCAGCAACGUUUAAAGUUAUUGCAGAGAAGGGCCUUGAAGAUGAAGUAGUGGAAAAUAUUAUAGCAAAUAUUAUUAUAGGUUAUCCAGUAUUGUCAAGUGCAUAAGAAUGUUGGUUGCCAAGUAGAGGUAUUAAGCUGUUGCCACAAAUGCGAAAAAUAAAGUAAUUUUGAAACUUUAUUUCAAUAGUUUCUAACGCUGGUGCAUCAUAGCAUAACGAUAGAGAGAAUAGUCAUUUAAGUCGCAAAAAGUGUAUAUUUAAAAUUAUGGCAUAUAACCGAUUAUUCUGACCAGGGAAUGCGAUGACUCUAUGAACAUAUAAAAAUGUCUUUAAAAUACUGGUGCUAUUUACUUAAUAAGUGAAAUGUGAGAGGGCAUUGUCCAAGCCAAAGAUUAUAUAGACAAGGCUUACAGUUCACUGCUUCAGGGGAGUUUAAUACACACACGACAUCAGUUUGCAAAGGAUGUGUUACAGCAAGAUUGAUAUUUACGAUUAUUAAACAUAUGCGAUCAUGAAGAUGGCCAUGGUCAAUUUCUAAUUAUAUAUUAUAUAUAUCUAUAUAUAUAUAUUUAAUAUGUAGAUGCACUUUGCGACAGGGUAUCAAAUCAGUCACUCCAACCGAGAGCAAUUCAACACGCUCUCUCCAGUUAAAGUUAUAUCUCUCACACUGAACAUAAUCCAACUCCACGACCACUCUCGAUCUCACGCCUUAUAUUCACGCACUUGUUUAUUAUUAUCACUAUCAUCCAAUGAUCAUUUAGCCACAGUAAUACAACUCAUGGAGCAACAAGUGUUCACACUAAAAACAGUGGUUUUCAUACCCUUGACAUAUACGUUCUAUUUACAUAUUAUGUAUUUCUUGAAAAUUGUAUUUUCGUUUCUUAUAAAAAGUAAAAUGAUUGCCUCAAACUAUACUUCUGAGUGGGCCCACUUUCCUUCCGCUUGACAGCAAAUAUUCUUAGAACCAGUCCGCCACUAUCUAGGAUUUCCCCAUAGACUUCUACAAAGCCCUUAAGUACCGCACUUUAAAUUGUAGGAUAACAUAUAAUAAUUUUUGUAAUAUAGUUCCUAAAGUAAAUGAACUUUAAUAUUACCCACUUAGUUUAUUUUUUCUGCAGAAGCCUUUGCAAAUUUUUCUUUAGAUGAAGCAAAAAGACCGACUCCAUAGCUCCAAGAUCCAGGUCCGCUCCACAACCCUGCAUAGGAAACCAACAAAAUAGUUUUUGAAUAAAUAUAGUUCAAGCACAUCAAUAAAUAUGUGUCUAUUUUAAGUAAGAUUAUAACAUACAGGUCAAACUCCAUAAUUGGAAAGCCUUGAAUGAUAAAAUGGUAAAUUGAAAAUAAUUUUCACAAAUUCCUUCUUUAGUGAAGCCAUUUACACAACAAUUAUCGCAAGGAAUAAAGAUGUCUUAUACUUAUAGUAAAUUAAUUUUUAGAGAAUCUAGAACAGUAGUUCUCAACCUUUCUAGUGGCGCGACCCCUUAAUACAGUUUCUCGUGUCGUGGCGACCCCCAAGCCACACAAUUAUUUUGGUUGCUACUUCACAGCUGUAAGGAUACAUGUUUUCAGAUGGUCUUAGGCGACCCCUGGAAAAGGGUCCCGCGACCCCCCAAAGGGGUCGCGACGCACAGGUUGAGAACCGCUGAUCUAGAAAGUCCCAUUCAUUUAUGAAUUUUCAAAACGUCUAAAUCCAGGUAUAAACUUUCUCAGCAAUUGUAUUUUAUUCCCUAGUUCAACUUCAUAUAACUGAUUAUAGAAAGUGAUCAAUUGUGGUAUGGGGAAGCAUUUAUUUUUCUUCAUCGACAUUCCAGUGUAUUAAGACAUCCAUUGGUUGGUGGAAAUCUCAAAACUUACACUGUGAUCAAAACUUACACUGUGAUCAAAACUUACCAGUGGCUACACUGUGAUCAAAACUUACCAGUGGCUACACUGUGAUAAAAACUUACCAGUGGCUACACUGUGAUCAAAACUAACCAGUGGCUACACUGUGAUCAAAACUAACCAGUGGCUACACUGUGAUCAAAACUUACCAGUGGCUACACUGUGAUCAAAACUUACCAGUGGCUACACUGUGAUCAAAACUAACCAGUGGCUACACUGUGAUCAAAACUAACCAGUGGCUACACUGUGAUCAAAACUUACCAGUGGCUACACUUUAAUGCAUUUUUAGCAACGGCGUUUUGGCAGCAAAGGUGAGCGACUGGUCCAUGCCAUCAUUUAAAAUAGCUCUCUUCUUCUUUCGUAUCAAGAGAAGUCGUGUGUUCCUCUAUGGAUUCCAGACUUUGGGAAAUAAUUAUUAGAACAUUAACCUCGUCACAGCAUUGUGUCUGGUUUAUGAAAUGGUCCACCAGUUGUUUUUUUUUUCUUUGAAGAAUUUCGGACUUCUUUUUGUAUAAUAAUAUUGUAUCACCCUUAAAUGGAAACAAAAUCAACGAAUAGGGUCCUCUUUUCAAACUGAGGAUUGUCAUUGCUCUGAUCAAAACAGACACGUAAUCAGAGUGACGCUUGUCAGGUUUUCAUUUGAAUUUGAUUAGAACACACCUCGCAGACUUUAUAUCCACGAAAAAAACAUCUUCUUAAAAGAUUGUCCAGGACUUUAGUAAACUUUUUUAGAGUUUCUUUUGUGAGAUAAUAUAAGGAUGAUUUAAGAUCUUCUUUCAUCAAGAAAUUAUAUUUAAAGAGCAUCUCAACCAUGCAAAAAAUUAUUAUUCAAUAACAUUUCAGCUUCAUUGAAAAAGCCACUGAUGCCAGAGCUUGUUUGGACAGUAACAUUAUGAUAUAAAAGCUUUGCGCCUAUGAAAGCUGUCGAUUCACAUUUUCUCCUUUAUGUCAAUUAACAUACCAAUAUCUCCAUCAUUUUUUGUAGCUUAAGAUCUGUUGCCAAUAAAUCCCAUUUUCAAGGCAAAACGGGUGCUUUUCAAUGUUGUUCGUCCGUCAAAAUCGACAAGGACCAUCUGGUCAUCUGGGUAGAAGUGGGGUGGGUCACGGUGAGUGCGUAGGUGGCUUGCUAGUCCGAUUCAUGCUCGGAAAAGUCUCUGGCACCGCGGGCAGGGGAUAGUUGCUAUAGUCGAUCGUCUAUUGCUGCUUUUUCGGGCUAGUCUGCGUGUCUCAGCUGUCACUAUUCUUCUGGCGUCAUGAGAUUGAGCCCCCUUCUUGAACGCUGAUCUCCACUUGGCUCUGUCCUGGGCUGUCUGCAUCCAUUCAGUAGGGUUGAUGCUGAUGGUCUUUAAUGCUGCUUUCAGUGCGUCUUCGUAUCGCUUUCUUUGACCUCCUUGGCAGCGCUUGUCUAGCGUGAGUUCAUCGAAGAAUGUCUGUCUAGGGAACCGGUAUCUUCCAUACGGUACACGUGUCCCGUCCAAUGGAGCUGAGACUGCAUCAGGGUGGUGAAGAUGCUUGGUAUAUUCCCUCCAGCGAGGACCUCCGUGUCAUACACUUGUCUUGCCACCUGAUGCCUAGAUUUUCCUGAGGCAGUUUAUGUGAAAGAGUAUGUACUUAGGGGCAUAUGACAUUUGAUGUAUUCGAUGCUAUAGUAGUAGAUAAUUUAGCACGGUUAGUGUGCUAUUGAUUUUAACAAUCCAGAUCACUUUAAAUGUACAUUUAUUACAUAUUAUAUCAGGAAAGGAAAAAAUAGUAGAAAUAUUUGCUUCCAAAAUCCUAUAAAUGGAGUAUGUAAGGUUCACCUUCUCAGUUUGCAUUACUGUUUUGUUUUGGAAAAUUAAUUUAUAUAAUUUCUUUCAGAAUGGACUUUGAAUUUUUUCUCCACAAAAUCCCCAUGUAAUAACAUGUCAUUUUAUUGUCACUAAUAUGUUAUAUAUUUUUCUUUUAGUUUGGUGGAGGUGUUUAUUUAGCUAUUAAUAAUAAUAUUCAGUAUGUAUGACUAGAAUUUCAAUAUCGUAACUGCUUCUAUAAACAUUAACCUAAUUCUUGGACAGGGAGUCAACGUUUAUGUAUAUCUUAAAGCUAGUUUCAAUUUCAUCCACAUUAUUGUGAAAAGAGUAACUUUAUUUGUUUGUUUGUUUAUUUUUUUAAAGGGAUGUGGGCAUUUAAAUUUAGAUUAAGUAUUAGA